AUGCACCUCAUCCUCAUAAUCCUCCUUCUCCCAGCCCUAACACUCACCCUUGCCCUCCCCAACCGCAACAUCAACACCAACAAUGAUCAAACCUUCCUCUUCCCCUCUCCCACAGACUCUCAACCCCUAGACGACCCCCACUGCAACGGCACCGGCCUCAUCGACCCCAGUAACCCAGAUCAAGACCACCCCUGCACCGGCGAUGGUCUAAUCCCCCCAUCACCCGCAGACCCUCCUCGCGAGGGCUUCCACUUCGAGAAUCCCUCAACAAACUGCACAUACGUCUCGCAACCCCACAUCUGGGACUCGUUCAAGAUUUUGGAAAAGGACAUGACGAAGCUUUUCACGCUUAUCCACAAGAACGUCAGUUUCACCGUUGUAGGACACCAUCCGAUAGCAGGACAUUAUAACGAUCUGCUGCACUUUUAUGUGAAUGCAUUGCGAAGAGUGAGUGUAUUGUUCAUGGAUCAUGCCGACAAGUUUGAGAUUCAUCCGGUCGCGAUUAUCGGGGGUUGUGAGAGUCAGUGGUCGGUGCAGGAGGUGAAUUUCAAGGGGGUUAUGAAUUCUGGCGAUCCAUUUGAUAUAAUCAAUGUGUGGGUGACGAAGUGGUAUCAGGAUCAAAUGGUCGAGAUCCGGACGUAUAUUGAUGCGCCGAAGAUCAUGGAUGCGUUGCAUAAGAAUGAGAUCUGGUGGAAUGGGACGUCGGAGAGGGAGAAUAUGCUGUAUAUGCCUGGACCGGCGGGGAUGCCGGAUUUGAAGGAGUUGGAGGGAUUUAUGGGGUAUCCUGAUGGGAGGAGGUAUGAAGAUUGA
Molecule: messenger RNA, 810 nt
Organism: Aspergillus costaricaensis CBS 115574
Lineage: Eukaryota; Fungi; Ascomycota; Eurotiomycetes; Eurotiales; Aspergillaceae
Exons: 2
Coding region: 1-810 (269 amino acids)
Biological process (GO): response to xenobiotic stimulus
Molecular function (GO): DNA-binding transcription factor activity
Source: RefSeq, a predicted model, not a curated record